GUAGAGUCUUCCCACUUGGAAAAAGGCUUCUUAUCUGGGACCUCCGCAAGAGGAGCACUGAGUUUUCGUCUGUGCUUAGGCUACUUGAUUCUCCUCAAGUUAAGCUUUUAUCCAUCAUUAGGCAGAAGAGGCAUAUCCAAAGAGGCUUUACUUUUUCAUAUUCUGAGACGAGAGACAACACAAUUUCCACAGCCUCAUUCAUGUUCUGCUGAGCCAGAGAGAAAGAGCGAGUCGAAAUGAAGAUAAGGCUGUCUCUGGCAGCGGCUGCCUUCCUUGCAGUGCUACUAUCCUCCGUCGAGGCUCAAGUUGAACCACCUUCAGACUUGAGAUUUAAGAUUUUAAAUGAGAACACAGUACAAAUGACAUGGAAUGUUCCACUAACACGGAUAGAGGGAUUCAAGAUACAAGUGGCCUCAGACACAGACGAACCAACAAAACAUGUAUCCCUCCCUGCCACUGCCACUAAGACCUCCAUCACAGAUCUGACACCAGACAAGGACUAUGUAGUAACAAUCAUUGCAUACUCUGGGUCAGAGGAAAGUUUGCCCAUCUCAGGACAGCUCACAAUCCAAUCAAGUGGCACAGCACAAGGAGGUCCCAGGAAACCACAGGUCACAGACUCAGUCAAGUGCUCAUUCAGUGCUGUCACAGAUUUGGUGUUCCUCGUUGAUGGUUCAUGGAGCGCUGGAAGAGACUUUAAAUACAUCCGUAACUUCAUCUCCGCCAUGGCGGGUGCCUUUGAGAUUGGGGAGGACAAGACCAGGGUGGGCGUGGUCCAGUACAGCACUGAUACCAAGACAGAGUUUAACCUCAACCAGCAUGUGAAAUGGGGCGAACUCCUCAGAGCCAUCAACACACUGCCUUACAAGGGUGGCAACACCAUGACAGGUGAGGCCAUGGACUAUUUGCUGAAAAACGCAUUUACUGAGGCAAACGGUGCCAGGAAAGGCUUACCGAAGGUGGCCAUGAUUAUCACAGAUGGGAAGUCUCAAGACCCUGUGGAGAACAUCGCCAAGAAACUUAAGAACAUGGGGGUGGAGAUCUUCACCUUGGGGAUCAAAGGAGCAGAUGAGGACGAGCUAAAACAAAUGGCUUCAACCCCCUACAGGACCCAUGUCUAUAAUAUUCUCAACUUUGACCUUAUCAAAAAUGUGCAGAAAGAGCUCAUUACCCAUGUGUGCUCGGGGGUGGACGAUCAACUCAACUCGCUCGUCAGCGGAGAGGAAGUUAUUGAACCAGCAUCAAACCUCAGAGUCAUGGAGAUGGCCUCCAAGUCUAUGAGGGUGACAUGGGACAUUUCCUUUGGAGAUGUCUCGGGUUACAAGCUCCAGCUGAUCCCCAUGAUGGCCGGCAGCAAGCGCCAGGAGCUGUACGUAGGCGCCAGCCAGACCUCAGUGAUGGUUACGGGCCUGUCUCCAGACACAGAGUACCAGAUCAGCCUGUUUGCCCUCAAGGGCCUGACCCCCAGUGAGCCCAUCAUAACCAUGGAGAAGACUGAGCCAGUCAAAGUGUCCCUUGAAUGUUCUCUUGGAGUAGACGUGCAAGCUGACGUUGUCAUUCUGGUCGACGGCUCGUACAGUAUCGGACUGUCCAACUUCGCUAAAGUCAGAGCUUUCCUGGAGGUGCUGGUGAACUCCUUUGACAUCGGACAGGACAAGAUUCAGAUCAGCUUGGUUCAGUACAGCAGGGACGCUCACACUGAGUUCUACCUGAACACCCACCACGACAUGAGCGCUGUGGUCAACGCCGUCCGGACGUUCCCCUACCGUGGCGGUUCCACCAACACCGGAAGGGCCAUGACCUAUGUCAGGGAGAAGAUCUUCUUGACCAACCGAGGAUCGCGGCCAAACGUCCCCCGCGUCACUAUCCUCAUCACAGACGGGAAGUCGUCCGACUCCUUCAAGGACCCGGCCACCAAGCUGAAGAAAGCAGACGUGGAGAUCUUUGCCGUGGGCGUGAAGGACGCUGUGAGGUCUGAACUGGAAGCCAUUGCUACCGAGCCUGUGGAGACCCAUGUGUACACCGUGGAGGACUUUGACGCCUUCCAGAGGAUCUCCAAAGAGCUCACCCAGGCCAUCUGCCUGAGGAUUGAGCAGGAGCUCCUCAAUAUCAAGAAGAAAAGCUUACUCCCACCGAGGUUGUUAACUUUCUCUGAGGUUGCCGCCAGGAGCUUCAGAGCCACUUGGGAGACCGAUGCCCUCAAUGUCCUGUCCUACCUGAUCCAGUUCAGACCUGCUGCUGACGUCAACGGGGACUUUGUGUCCAUGUCCUUGCCCGGGGACAUGCUCACCACUCUGCUGCCUCACCUCACGCCCCUCACCCACUACGAGGUCAACGUCUUUGCCCAGUACACCGAAGGAGACAGCUUCCCUCUGAAUGGAUUCGAGACCACACUAGAUGAACAAGGACCAGUGCGUAACCUGAGGGUUUCAGAGGAAACGACAGACAGUUUCCGGGUGUCGUGGGCAGCAGCGCCAGGGGCGGUGGUACGGUACCGUCUAACCUACGUACCAGUCAGGGGUGACAGCACAAGACUAGAGACAGCCACCGUCGGCGAUGAGACCACCAUCGUGCUGCCAGAGCUCUUCCCAUUGACAACAUACCGCGUGAUGGUGGCUGCAGAGUACCAGUCGGGCACUGGUGCUGAGAUGAAGAUCGAUGGCACCACCAAAGAAGCGCUGGGAUCUCCUCGUGACCUACAGGUCUUUGACCAGACCGUGUCCACCAUGAGGCUUUCGUGGGCGGCGGCACCGGGCCGCGUCCUCCAGUACCGUAUCAUUUUCAGUCCGUCGGCGGGUGGCGAGAAGAAGGAGGUGUCGGUGAAGGGAGGGAACACCAACACCCUUCUGAAGGACCUGCUGCCUGGCACGGAGUACGAUCUGGCGGUCAGCGCACGCUACUCCUCUGGCCUAGGAGACCCUCUGGAGGGGAAAGGAACCACACUGGAAGAACUGGGCUCCCCCAAGGACCUUGUCACCAGCGACGUAACGGACACCAGCUUUGCUGCGUCUUGGACGGCUGCCCCUGGAAACGUGAAGAUGUACAGGAUCCGCUGGAAGUCUUUGUACAGUGACGAGUCAGGGGAGAAGACGGUCCCUGGAGAUGUCACCAACACUGUCCUGGAUGGUCUGACACCUGAGACCCUCUACCAGGUGUCUGUCGUGGCAUCCUACGGCAGAGGAGACGGGGACCCACUGACUGGACAGGAGACCACCGAUGUGUCUGCUGCUGCGAAGGCUCUGACUGUGUCCGAUGAGACUGAGCGAAGCAUGAAGAUAACGUGGAUGGCGGCACCGGGGAAAGUCAUCAACUACCGAGUGACAUACGUACCCACCGAUGGCGGCAAAGAGAUGUUCGCCAAGGUUCCUGGCACCUCCACCUCCACUGUGCUGAAGCGACUGACGCCCAUGACCACUUAUGACAUCACGGUGCACCCCAUCUACAAGCGGGGAGAAGGAAAAGCAAGGCAAGGAGUAGGAACGACACUGUCACCUUACAAAGCUCCCAGAAACCUGAAGACCUCGGACCCUGGCAAGACCAGCUUCAGAGUCUCCUGGGACGCAGCCCCUGGAGAUGUGCGUGGCUACAAGGUCACAUUCCACCCCAGUGGCAAUGAUAUCGACCUGGGAGAGCUGCUGGUUGGGCCCUAUGACAACACUGUGGUAUUAGAGGAGCUCAGGGCCGGAACCAAGUACUCUGUAGCAGUGUUUGGAAUGUUUGAUGGAGGCCAUUCUGCUGCACUGGCUGGAGAGGAGAAGACUACCCUCUCCGAUGCACCCGAAGUCCCAUUGGAACCUUGGAACGAAGCCAAGUGUAAGAGCCAGGCCAAGGCUGACAUCAUCCUGCUGGUCGAUGGCUCAUGGAGUAUUGGCCGUCUGAACUUCAAAACCAUCCGCGCCUUCAUCGCUCGCAUCGUUGGUGUCUUUGACAUCCACCCUGAUAGAGUCAUGAUCGGUAUGGUUCAGUACAGUGGAGACCCCAAGACUGAGUGGCAUCUGAAUGCCCACCCAACCCGUGACGGGCUUCUCAAAGCUGUGGCUGACCUGCCCUACAAAGGGGGAAACACCAUGACAGGUAUGGCCUUGAACUAUAUCCUCACAAACAACUUCAAGACCAACGUGGGACUGCGUAAGGACUCGCGCAAGAUCGGUGUGCUCAUUACUGACGGCAAGUCGCAGGACGAGAUCAUCACCAACUCCCAGGUGCUGAGGGAUGAGAACAUCGAGCUCUACGCCAUCGGUGUGAAGAACGCUGAUGAGAAUGAGUUGAGAGCCAUUGCCUCAGACCCAGAUGAGAUUCACAUGUACAAUGUGAAUGAUUUCUCCUUCCUGCUAGACAUAGUGGAUGAGCUCACCAUCAACCUCUGUAACAGUGUGAAGGGUCCAGGGGGUCUAGACCCGCCCACUAACCUGGUAACCUCCGAGGUAACCCACCACUCAUUCCGUGCUACCUGGACCGGUCCUGAAGGUCCUGUGGAAAAGUUCCGCGUCGACUACAUGCCCGUGGUGGGAGGAAUCACCGAACAGAUGAUUGUCGAUGGGGCGGUCACCACUGUGGUCCUGACCAAGCUGACCCCUCUGACGGAGUAUGUGAUCAACGUCUUCUCUGUGACCGGAGGGGAGACCAGCGAAGAGCCACUGAAGGGCACUGAAACCACCUUGCCACUACCCGGGGUGAUCAAGUUGACUGUGUACGACGAGACCAUGACCACCUUUAAGGUGAGGUGGGAGAAGGCUGAAGGGGCGACAGGAUAUAUGCUGCUCUACCGUGCCAUCAAUGCCACUGUGCCCACUGUGGAGAAAGAGGUACGAGUUGGGGCAGAUGUGAAUGAUGUUCAGCUGAAGGAUCUUAUCACCGACACAGCGUAUACACUCACCCUGUUCGCCCUACAUGGAGUGGCAGCCAGCAACCCCCUCAUAGACCAAGGAGUCACCUUGCCCUUGCCACCAUCGGGUAAUCUGAUGAUCACUGAUGUCACCCAUAGCGCCAUGAAGCUCAGAUGGGACGCAUCCCCGGGGAAAGUCCUCAAGUACAUCAUCACCUACAAGCCAGAGGAAGGAGAGCUCAAAGAGGUUGAAGUCAAUGGUGAUAUAACAUUCCUGCCUCUUACCAACCUCAUCUCUCAAUCUGAGUACGACGUUGCUGUCACCCCAGUUUACGACGAAGGCGUUGGAAACUCUAUGCUUGGACAAGCCAUUACAGAUGUUGUUCCUGCCCCGCAGAAUCUGAAGUUGUCUGAGGUGACCCAGACCUCGUUCAGGGCCACCUGGGAACACGGGGCCCCUGACGUGGCCCUCUACCGAAUUGGCUGGACCAAGAAGGGAGAGAACAACUUCCAAUAUUCUAUCCUGAACAGUGAUGAAACGUCCCAUAAUCUGGAGAACCUGGAUCCGGACACCCUGUAUGAUGUCACCGUCACGGCCAUCUACCCAGACGAGUCAGAGAGCGAGGACCUGAUUGGCAGCCAGCGCACAUUGUUAAAGAUGACCACACCUGCUCCCACUGGACCUCCGCAGAACUUGCAGGUGUUCAACGCGACCACGGUCACUCUGACAGUGAAGUGGGACCACGCCCCAGGUCCCGUACAGAACUACAAGAUCUCCUUCCAACCUGUGGCAGGAGGCAAAGCUCUCUCAACCCAGGUAGGAGGGAAGAAGAACAGUGUCAUCCUCCAGAAGCUAACGCCUGACACUCCCUACUCUGUCACCGUGGCUGCCAUUUACCCCAGCGGAGAGGCCAAAGACAUCUCAGGCCGAGGAAAGACCAAGCCUCUUGGUGGAGUAAAGAACCUGCAGGUGAUCAACCCCACCAUGACCACCCUGAACGUGAAAUGGGAGGCGGCUGACGGGAAAGUGAAAGAAUACAAAGUCAUCUAUGUACCUGCUAACGGUGGAGCUGAGAGCAUGGAGACUGUGGAUGCCACUUCCACCACCACGGUUCUGAAAGGCCUCCUGCCAGACACCCUCUACACCGUCUCACUGGUGCCUGUCUAUGAAGUGGGAGAUGGACAGAAACAGUCUGAGAACGAAAAGACAAGGCCCCUGGGUGGAGUGAGAAACUUGCAGGUGACCAAUCCCACCAUGACCACUUUGAAUGUGAAAUGGGAGCCAGCCGAUGGGAAGGUCAAGGAGUACAACGUCUUCUAUGUACCUGCUGCUGGUGGAGCUGCUGAGGCCAUGGAGACUGUGGCUGCCACUGCCACCACCACAAUUCUGAAAGGCCUCCUGCCAGACACCCUCUACACCGUUUCACUGGUGCCUGUCUACGAAGUGGGAGAUGGACAGAAACAGUCUGAGAACGAAAAGACAAGGCCCCUGGGUGGAGUGAGAAACUUGCAGAUCACCAAUCCUACCAUGACCACCCUGAACGUGAAAUGGGAGCCAGCUGAGGGGAAAGUCAAAGAAUACAAAGUCUUAUAUGUACCUGCUGCUGGUGGUGGUGCUGAGGCCAUGGAGACUGUGGGUGCCACUUCCACCACCACAAUUCUGAAAGGCCUCCUGCCAGACACCCUCUACACCGUCUCACUGGUGCCUGUCUACGAAGUGGGAGAUGGACAGAAACAGUCUGAGAACGAAAAGACAAAGCCUCUUGGUGGAGUGAAGAACCUGCAGGUGACCAACCCCACCAUGGUCACAUUGAACGUGAAAUGGGAUGCGGCCGAGGGGAAUGUCAAAGAGUACAAAGUCAUCUAUGCACCUGCUGCCGGUGGAGCUGAAAGCAUGGAGACUGUGGCUGGAACCAACACAGUCCUGAAGGGCCUCACAUCAGACACCAUUUACACCGUUUCAGUCGUGCCGGUCUACGAAGUGGGAGAUGGCAAGAAGAUGUCGGAGAAUGGAAAGACAAGGCCCCUGGGUGGAGUGAAGAACUUGCAGGUGAUCAACCCCACAAUGACCACCCUGAACGUGCGCUGGGAGCCAGCCGAUGGGAAGGUCAAGGAGUACAAAGUCUUCUAUGUACCUGCUGCUGGUGGAGCUGCUGAGGCCAUGGAAACUGUGGCUGCUACUGCCACAAGCACUGUCUUGAGAGGCCUCCAACCAGACACCCUCUACACUGUCUCACUGGUGCCUGUCUUCACCGAGACAGAGGGCAGAAGGCAGUCUGAGAACGGAAAGACAAGACCGUUGGGGGGAGUGAAGAACCUGAAGGUGACUGAACCCACCAUGACCUCUCUGAAGGUGGACUGGGACCCAGCAGACGGAGCCGUGCGCCAGUACAAGAUCUUCUUCGUUCCUGUGGCUGGAGGAACACCAGAGGAAAUGGAGCAAGUACCUGGAAGCACCACCGCCAUUGUUCUGAGAAACCUCAACCCUGACACACCUUACACAAUAUCAGUGUUGCCUAUCUACCCUGUCAGGGAUGGGAAACGCCAGUCGGAGAAUGGAAAGACACUGCCUUUGGGUGGAGUGACCAAUCUCCAGGUCACCAACCCUACCCACACCACCCUCACCACCAGCUGGGACGCAGCUGACGGCAAUGUGCAGGGCUACAAAGUAAUCUACACUCCCGUCGCAGGAGGCCUUGAGAUUGUUGAGGAAGUCUCAGAAAGCACAACCACCACAGUUCUGAAGAGCCUCUCUCCCAACACACAGUACAGAGUCACUGUGCUGCCAGUGUACCCGGAAGGAGAUGGUCAGACCCAGACCAAGGAUGGAACAACAAAGCCCCUGGGCUUCGUGAAGAACCUGCAGGUCAUUGAGCCCACCACCAGCACCCUGAACGUGCGCUGGGACGCAGCUGAGGGGAACGUGCGCGAGUACAUCAUCGUCUACAUCCCAACUGCAGGCGGGGAGCAGGAAGUGGACCAGGUGUCUGGAACAACGACCACCACUGUUCUGAAGGAACUGAAUCCAGACACGGAAUACACUGUGACAGUUGUGCCUGUUUACCAUGAAAUGGAGGGUCUCUCUAGGUCUCAGAAUGGAAAGACAAAUCCUUUGGGUGGAGUGAAGAACAUGAAGGUCAUCGACCCCACCAUCAACAGUUUGUCUGUUCGCUGGGACCCGGCUGUCGGCAACGUGCGCAACUACAAGGUCUUCUACGUGGCCCAGCCAGAUGGGAAGGAGCAAAUGGAGCAAGUCUCUGGAGGCACCAACAACCUUAUCCUGCGUAAUCUGGAGUCCGAUACCCAAUACAACGUCUCUGUUGUCCCAGUCUACCCAGACGUGGACGGCAUAAUGCAGUCUGAGAUGGGAAAAACAAAGCCUCUGGGUGGAGUGAAGAACCUGAAGGUGACUGACCCCACCACCAACUCCUUGAGGGUACGCUGGGAGCCAGCUGAGGGGGAUGUGCGCCAGUACACUGUCAUCUACGCCCCGCUAGCAGGAGGGCCUGAACUCACGACCACAGUUUCUGGGAUGUCAACCAACACCGUUCUCAGGAACCUUGUGCCAGACACAGAGUACAAAGUGACAUUGGUGCCUAUGUAUGGCGAUAUUGAAGGGAAGAGAACUUCUGAAAAUGGAAAGACAAAGGCAUUGGGUGGGGUGAAGAACCUGCAGGUCAUAGACCCGACUACUAGCUCCUUGAAGGUGCGCUGGGAGCCAGCGGAGGGCAACGUGCGCCAGUACCGUCUCUUCUACGUCCCUGCCUCUGGCGGAGCCGAGGACAUGGAGCAAGUGUCUGGUGGCACCACCUCUACCGUCCUGAGGAACCUUCUCUCAGACACGCCCUACACCAUCACAGUGGUCCCCGUCUACCCCGAGGGAGAGGGCCUGCGCCAGUCUGAGACUGGAAAGACACUUCCACGCACCCCUCCUAAGAACGUCCAGGUGUACAACCCUACCACCAACAGCCUGAACGUGCGCUGGGCGCCAGCCUCUGGCCAGGUGCAGCAGUACCGUGUUAUCUACACACCUCUGUCCGGAGAAAGACCUGCAGAGACGGUCUUGGUCCCGGGGAACAUCAACAACGCGUUCUUGGAUUCGCUCAUUCCCGACACACCGUACUCGGUCAGCGUCCUGGCUCUGUACGCCGACGGGGAGGGACCACCGGUGAAGGGAGACGGCAAAACAUUGCCCCGUGCUGGACCUCGGAACCUGCGGGUGUUUGAUGCCACCACCAACACUCUGACCAUCGGCUGGGACCACGCUGAGGGAACCGUGCAGCAGUACAAGAUAGCCUACGCCCCCACCACAGGAGACCCCAUCACUGAGUUUACCGUUGUCCCUGGCAACAGAAACAAUGCCAUCCUGCAGAACCUGCUUCCUGACACUCCCUACAACAUCACUGUGGAAGCCAUCUAUGCUGAUGGAGCAGGGGGAUCGCUGAACGGGCCCGGACGCACAGUUGGCCUGCUGGAGCCCAGGAACCUGCGUGUUUCGGAUGAGUGGUACACUCGCUUCCGUGUUGCCUGGGACCCUUCGACGUCUCCGGUGCUUGGAUACAAGCUGGUCUACACGCCUGCGGAAGAAGAUCAGAGUAAGAGCUUGGACGUGUUUGUGGGUGAUGUGACGUCAUACACCCUCCAGAACCUCCUCCCUGGCACCACCUACGAUGUCAAAGUGUUUGCCCAGUAUGAUGCUGGCAUGAGCGGGGCCCUCGAAGGACAAGGAACAACACUCUACCUGAACGUCACCAACCUCGAGACCUACAACGUUGGCUUCGACAAGUUCUGCGUCAAGUGGAGUCCUCACAGGGCUGCCACCUCCUACAGGAUCAAGCUCAACCCUCUGGACCCCUCCAGUAAAGGUCAGCAGGAGAUCACCAUUACUGCAGCUCAGAGCCAGUACUGCUUCAAGGGGCUCUCCCCUGACGCUCUUUAUAGCGCCACCGUGUUCGUUCAGACCCCUAACCUCGAGGGCCCUGGAGUCAGCGCCAAAGAGAGAACAUUGGUCAAACCUACUGAAGCCCCAACGCCACCCCCCACUCCUCCACCACCACCUACCAUUCCUCCUGCAUGGGCAGUGUGCAAAGGUGCCAAGGCAGAUGUGGUCUUCCUUAUUGAUGGCUCGUGGAGUAUUGGAGAAGACAGUUUCCGGAAAGUGGUGCAGUUCGUCUUCAGCAUGAUUGGAGCCUUCGACGUCAUCGGAUCGACAGGAAUGCAGGUGUCGUUCGUGCAGUACAGCGACGAAGCAAAGACAGAGUUCAGGCUGAACUCUUACUCGGACAAGGGCAACGCUCUCGCUGCUCUACAGCUGAUCCAGUACCGAGGAGGAAACACUAAGACCGGCGCUGCUUUGAUGCAUGUCAAGGAGAAGGUGUUCGCCCCAGAAAAUGGAAUGAGGAGGAAUGUCCCCAAGGUUGUGGUAGCUGUCACAGACGGUCGCUCUCAGGAUGAGGUGAAGAAAAACGCUGCCACGCUGCAGCAUGCUGGUUACAGUGUGUUUGUGGUUGGUGUUGCCGAUGUGGAUUUUGCUGAGCUGCAGAACAUUGGCAGCAAGCCAAGUGACAGACACAUCUUUGUUGUGGACGACUUUGACGCCUUUGCAACUAUCCAAGACAACCUUGUGACCUUCAUUUGCGAAACAGCAACGUCAUCUUGUCCCCUGAUCUACCUGAAUGGAUUCACAUCGCCUGGCUUCAGGAUGCUGGAGGCGUUCAACCUGACAGAGACGACCUAUGGCUAUAUCAAGGGAGUGUCUAUGGAACCUGGUUCCUUCAACAGCUACACAGCCUACAGACUCCAUAAGAACUCCUUCCUGACCCAGCCCACCACGGAGAUCCACCCAGACGGACUACCUCACUCCUACACCAUCAUCAUGAUGUUCCGUCUCCUCCCGGACACACCCAACGAGGCCUUUGACAUCUGGCAGGUGUCCACCAAGGACGACAAGCCUGAAGUCGGGGUCACCAUUGAUCCUUCCAGCCAAACAAUUUCGUAUUAUAACAAGGAUACGAGGGGGGAGAUCCAGAGGGUCACAUUCGACAAUGAUCAAGUGAAGAGAAUCUUCCAUGGAAGCUUCCACAAGCUCCACAUCCUUGUUUCCCCCACCAAUGUCAAGCUGAACCUCGACUGCCAAGAGGUGGCGGACAAGGAGAUUAAGGAAGCUGGAAACACGUCCACGGAUGGCUAUCAAGUUCUGGGCAAAAUGUCCAAGUCCAUUGGCUCCAAGGGUGAAUCUGCAACUUUCCAGCUCCAGAUGUUCGAUAUAGUGUGCACCCUGGGCUGGACGAGCAGAGACAGAUGCUGUGACCUUCCAUCUAUGAGAGAAGAGUCCAAGUGCCCGUCCCUCCCCAAUGCCUGCACAUGUACCUCGGAAAGCACAGGACCCCAGGGAACACAGGGGGCAGUGGGCGCACCCGGUAGCAAAGGUCCCCGGGGUGAAAGAGGAGAGACUGGCCCGGCUGGUCCAAUUGGACCGCGUGGCGAUACAGGAUUGCCAGGACCUAUGGGUCUGCCUGGCCCUCAAGGAUCUAGCGGGCUGUCUAUUCCAGGAGAAGCUGGCCGCCAAGGACCGAAGGGAGAAGCUGGUGAUUCUGGGCUACCUGGACAGAAAGGUCCACCUGGGAUAGCUGGGACCAUCGGCCCAAUCGGACCUGCUGGACCGAGGGGACCCCAAGGAAAGGAAGGACAGGCUGGAUCCAGAGGUCCAACAGGCCCAAUGGGACCUCCUGGAUCUCCUGGAAUGCCUGGGGUUUCAGGAAAACCAGGAAAGCCUGGUGACACAGGUGUUUCGGGAGCCAAUGGUAUUAAAGGGGACAGAGGAGAGAGGGGCGACUUUGCUCCUCAGAACAUGAUGCGAUCCAUUGCCAGACAAGUGUGUGAGCAGAUAGUAAAUGGACAAAUGAGUAGAGUCAAUUCCAUGCUGAACCAGAUUCCCAGCGGUUACCGUAGUAGCAACAACCCAGGUCCCCCCGGACCCGCUGGGCCCAGCGGUAACCAGGGUCCCCGUGGAGAGCCUGGACAGGCAGGCAGGAAUGGAUUCCCAGGAAGUUCAGGACAACCUGGCCAGCAAGGAGAGAGAGGCCCUGCAGGAGAGAAGGGUGAUCGAGGGACAGCAGCAGUCGGACAGCGAGGACAAAGAGGACUACCUGGCCCAACAGGCGAAGCUCGGACCGGCCCUCCAGGCCCCGCAGGCUCCUCCGGGCCCCGCGGUCCUCCUGGCCGCCAAGGGUUCACAGGUAUUAGGGGUCAACCUGGCACUCCUGGCUACUGUGACUCUUCCCAGUGCGUCAGCAUUCCGUACAAUGGACAAGGAUACAGAGGUUCACCAUAGUAAACUUUCUAAAUCGCCUGUGCUGCUUUCACUUUGAAUUCCUGAGAAAAAAAAGGCCUGCUUGCUCACGCGCUCUAGAGCUGUUUGAGGAUAAGCCACCAAAGGAUAAGAUUAACAAGCUAUGUUGAGAAAGACAAGAACAACGAGGACCGGUACUAACAACAUUGUAGAGCAACUAGAUCAAAAAAGCACCGGUGAUGACAACAACAUAGUUGCCUGUUUGCAUCUUGAAGCCAGAGAACGAGCAGACAAAGACCUUCUAUCAGGUGGAGAAGCAUGUGCAAACAAACAAACAAACAAACAAACAAACACCAAAUACUUCAACAACAACAUUAACAUGGUUACUCUUGAGGUGAAAUCUGUAAAUAAACUAAUGAUGCCUUGUAAAUGAUGUUUAAAUCGCAUCCACUCAAUGUGGUUUUUAACACCUGUAGUUAUGCUUUUGCCUUGUAACCUGCUGCUUGGUGAAUGCCAACAUGAAUGCUUCUUUUUCUGCCACGUCCCAACAAGGGAUGUUUCUGUAGCAUAAACACACGCAGACUGCUCAGGGCCAUAUUGAACCACGUGCCUUUUGUGCCGAUGUGACCUUGAAGGUUUAGCUUUUCUACCUAUGUACACGGCAGUAGCAUUCUGAGAAUCGUCAUUCAUUAUGCUGUAGCAUGCAUUGAUUCCAGUACCAGCUGGUUACCUCUGUUAUGUUAUGAGGAAUGACCUCCCAAUUCCAAAAUGUAUAAAUAGGCUGGUGGUAGAACUCUUACUUGAUCUUUUGAUAUUUUGUGUUGAUAUUUUAUAAAUGAAUGAGUUGCAGCAAAUGGCAAUGAUGAUUCUGUUCAAUGAUUAAACCCACCCGCCACUCAAACUGUACUAACAUCACACAGCUAUAGAAAAUGCACUGAACGAUUGAACCCACCCACCACUCAAACUGUAUUGACAUUGUAUUAUUCACAUCACACAGACAUAGAAAAUGCACUGAACGAUUGAACCCACUCACCACUCAAACUGUGUUAACAUGGUGUAAUACUAACAUCACACAGAUAUAUAAAACGCAUGGAAUUGUUUACUUUCUAUCAGUGCCUUUUGAAAAUAACAUAUGGAGGGAUAUGACCACGUCCACUCAAUUGUCAUUUCACCAGUAUACUGUAUGUCCAAGCCUGAAAAGAAAACCUAACACAGCAAUUCAUUUUUGUGCAUGUUGAGCCUGACAUAAUCUGCAAAUUACACUCAUGUUCAAUUGGCAUAAAACACUAUUUCCAAGCAGACCCAUAUCCACCUGAGCCUGAAACCUACGUAGUCCCAAUACCUGAAGAAGAAGACGACUCACAAAACGAGCGUCGAAAGAGGUCACUAUCAAGAAUGGAAUCCAAAAGCAUAGGUUCAUAAAAAGAGGAUGUCCUUCUUUUUUUGUUGUUGCUGUGUUCACAUAUGGUGUCAUUAAGGGCUAUGCACAUUCCACUAAAAAGGGGUUUGAUACCUCUAUAUUUGGAAGUACCUUAAAUCAUAUGUUGGGGGAGGGGGAAGCAAAAACAUGACAAAUCUGUAAGCUUGCUGUCUUCCCUAUUGUGUAUUUUGCUUGUAACAUAUCUGCAUUUAAGUGUUAUGGAAUUGCAGUGUUGGACAAUGCACUCUUCAUGACAAAACCAUCAUUCAAAGGUAUUAAAGGAAAGCAAAUGUUUGUUCACACAGUGUUGGGGCAUCCAACAAAAAAAAACGCCUCUUUUACAGUUCAUCCAAAAUGGCUGAUUAUCAAAAUGUUGUUUUAUUCCUAUUUUAUACUUUUGCCUUUUUUCUCACUUGAAAGAUGGCCAUUUGUUCACCAUCUACCUACAGUUUUCAUCUUCAGUACUGCAGUUAAACAUGGCUUCCAUUUUGUAACUUUAGACAAAAUAUUUAUCCGUUUUCUUAUAUCAACUCACAGCUGAUUUGACCAAAAGGUGGAAUUGCAUGUCUGUGGUGUAUAUUUAGUAUGGUUUGUUAAUCAGAAUAUAGUUGUUGUCAUUUGUUGUUUUAUUAAUAUCGAAUGCAGUUGGAAUUUGUGUGCAAGACUAUGGAUAUGGUAUUGCUGCUUCAUGUUUUAACUGCAAAUUGUGAAUUCCACUGCCUUAUUUUCUUAUUUAUUUCUGAAACACAAGAGGCAUUUUUCAAUAAAACUACUGAAAAUGUA
Oncorhynchus tshawytscha (Chinook salmon) is the source of this 14319-nucleotide messenger RNA. It is a transcript of the gene col12a1b, whose product is annotated as collagen, type XII, alpha 1b. Lineage: Eukaryota; Metazoa; Chordata; Actinopteri; Salmoniformes; Salmonidae. The coding region runs from base 237 to 12158 and encodes 3973 amino acids. Gene Ontology annotation, molecular function: protein binding. The record is from RefSeq and is a predicted model, not a curated record. The transcript is spliced from 86 exons.